AUGCUUAGAGACGGAGUCGUCGUAUCAAUAUCCAAAUCCUACCCCUCACCAACAGACCAAGCCUCAAUCAUCGAGCGAUAUAAGACCCUCCGACUGACAGGGCUCAAACAAGACCCCCAAUCCUUCUCAUCAACAUACGACCAGGAGCUCCAGUUUCCACUCGAGAAAUGGCUGGCUCGGAUGGCCAACCCCGAGGCCCGGACCCUCGUUGCCUUGAAAGCUGGUGUGAACGAGACACCAUCAACACCCCAAGACGACAUUGCCGCUCUUUUAUCAAGAGACUGGGUUGGUACUCUAACGACCAUGGGGCCAAAGAGUCUCCAGGCAGAUGAUUUCCGGAGCACCGCACCAUGGACCCUGUUCACCAACCCGCAUAGUCAUGCGCCAAGCCGAGGCGGGAGCAAAACAGGAUGUGUCUACAUGCUUGCGGGCAUGUUUGUUGUUCAAGAGGAAAGAAGAAAUGGACAUGGCCGCCGUCUGGUCGAGAAGGCUGUUCAAAACGCCUAUAACGAGGCGGAACAAGCACACGCCGACCGGCUGUUCGUGGUUGCCCUCGUCAACCCAGAAAACCAGUCGGCCUGCGCCCUGUACGCGGCAUGUGGCUUUGAGAUCUGGGAUGGCGAGGUAGCUAUGGAAGGCGGAGGUGCGAUCGAGACGUGCGUGGCGAUGGUAUUGGAGAAAGGAUUGACCAAGGGAGUUUCAUGA
Aspergillus terreus NIH2624 is the source of this 705-nucleotide messenger RNA. Its product is annotated as GNAT family N-acetyltransferase. Bases 1 to 705 code for a protein of 234 amino acids. The transcript has a single exon. The record is from RefSeq and is a predicted model, not a curated record. NCBI's taxonomy places the organism in Eukaryota, Fungi, Ascomycota, Eurotiomycetes, Eurotiales, Aspergillaceae. Gene Ontology annotation, molecular function: acyltransferase activity, transferring groups other than amino-acyl groups.